AUGACUUCAGCUUUGCGUUCUUCGUUAAGAAGUGUGUUCCGGAAGGUACAACUUCGUAGCUAUGCUGAUGCACCAGCAAUUAAAGAGGGUGAAAUGGCACUCACAUUUGCUGCUGGCAACAAAGUCUUCUACGACAAGCAAGCUGUAAAACAAGUAGAUGUACCAUCAUUUAGUGGUGCUUUUGGUAUCCUCCCUAAGCAUGUGCCCACUCUUGCGGUUCUCAGGCCCGGUGUUGUGACAGUGCUAGAAAACGAUGGAAAACAGAACAAAAUCUUUGUGUCAUCAGGAACAAUUACUGUUAACGAAGACUCAUCUGUUCAGGUCCUUGCUGAGGAAGCCCACCCAUUAGAAAACCUUGACAGAGCAGCAGCACAAGAGACCCUAAGCAAGGCGCAAUCAGCAUUGAACUCUGCUGCCAAUGAAAAGGCCAAAGCCGAAGCAGCGAUCGCAGUGGAGGUCGCCGAAGAAAUUGUUAAAGCUGCAACUGCGUAA
Molecule: messenger RNA, 492 nt
Organism: Pieris macdunnoughi
Lineage: Eukaryota; Metazoa; Arthropoda; Insecta; Lepidoptera; Pieridae
Source: the annotation of a GenBank genome assembly